This is a messenger RNA of Momordica charantia (bitter melon), 1410 nucleotides long. RefSeq names its product cotton fiber protein. The record is from RefSeq and is a predicted model, not a curated record. NCBI's taxonomy places the organism in Eukaryota, Viridiplantae, Streptophyta, Magnoliopsida, Cucurbitales, Cucurbitaceae.
UUAACUAGUAAGAAGAGUAAAUAGGCACAUGUUUUAUUCAUUUAUGAAACCUAUCCCAAAGUCUACCCCAAAGUCCAUCCCUCACCACCAACCUAAUUUAUUUUCUACCCUUUAGGGAAAGACAGAUUUAAGAAGAGGGAGCAAAAAAAAAACUAAGUACUACCAACCAACCUUAUAUUUUCAUUCACUACUCUCUAGUCUCCAGCAUAAAGCUCCGCCGUUCUCCCCAAAUUCUACCCCGCCGCCGCCGCCGCAGUUCCGGCAUGUGGACUUCCUUCGCCGCCUGGGCCACCCCCACCACCCUCUUCAUCCUCGUCAACGCCGUCAUCGCCGUCAUCGCCCUCACCUCCCGAUUCGGCGCUCCCAAAACCUCCCACCGCCGCCACCUCCACGGCGGCCCCGCCCUCCUCCGCCCUCCGUCCCUCUUAGACAGAGUCAAAUCCUUCGACUUCUCCCUCUACUACAACUCCGGCCACUGCCCCGACCCGAACCCGGAUCCCAACCCGGCCCAGCUCGCCCGAGCUCCGUCCGUCUUGGACCGAAUCAAGUCCAUCGCCCUCCACAGAUCCGAUUCCAAUUCCUCCGCCCGCGAAACAGAGCAUCCGCAGCACCAAAAACCGAGCCCGGAGCAAACUCACGACCACAUCGUGAACCGGAGCAAGUCCGAUUCCGGAACCCAUACUCCGACGGCUCUGGAGAUGAGUUUCCGGCGGCGGUUACAGAAAUCGCUGAGCGAGAAGCUGACGUGGGCGCCAUUCACGGCGACGGAACCGCCGCAGGCUGAAACAGAGGAAGCGAGCGUUAUCGAACGGCGUCGUCCGGCGACGUCGAGGGCGGAGAUCGGCGAACGGGAAACGGCGCCGGGGGAAGAGGAGGAGGAGGAGGUGGACGCGAGGGCGGACGAUUUCAUCAAUAAAUUUAAGCAGCAGCUGAAAUUGCAGAGGCUGGAAUCUCUGCUGCGGUACAGAGACGCGAUUAAGGGCAAAAAAUGAGGUUCCUCUUCCUCGGGUUUAGUUUAUUUUCUCGUUUUCAUUAUUGGGUUUCUCCUCUUCUUUUAUGCGCUCGUUUUGUGAAGUGUUCGUGUGUUGGCUAAUUUAGUAGCUUUUUCGUUUUGUGUGGAACAUCCGCCAUUAAUGGCGAAAACUGGGUGCUCUGGUUUUAGACGAAAAGGGGAAGACAAUGGUGCCGCCGACCGGGGCUCAUCGGUCUAAUUUCCCGCCGCCGCAACGCCGGUUUAUGUGCUUACGAUUUUUCAUCGGUUUAGGAACUUCUAAGAUUGAAAUGAAGUUUGGGUUCCAAUCCUAAAAAAUGUGUGAGGGAAUGGAUCUGCAACAUUCUUGAAACUCGGAGUUUGUCGCUUUUUGCCCCGAGAAAAAAAUAAUAAUAAUAAUUAAAAUGUAUUUCGAUUUA